GGGUUCUGUGCAGAGGGACGAGUGUCAGCAGCUCACGCGGGCAGCACAGAAACAUGUGGAGUUAAAUGUUUCUGUAGUGGAUCGGAUAAAUAUGCGACCGCGCGCUUUCGAGUAAAGAUUAGAGUAAAAGGCGAGGAGGAGGACAGCAGAUCAAAUAGCUAUAAGCAAAAAGAGGAGCAGAAAAUAACAAUACUAAUGAAGAAGAAGAAGAUCGCAGCUCUUCAGAGUGAGGAAGCAGUGAGUGAUGCUGGACAAGCGUACGUUGUUGGCCUGGUGUCAGGCAGCCUCGGAGCAAAGCAGACCCCUCCAUCUAGUGGAGCACUGUCCUCCCUGUUCUCCACUGCAUCCUCUAACACUGUCGUCUUUGUUCCAGCUCAAAAGGCGAAGCCACAGGCCAGCCCUGUAAAACAAGAUUCAGAUCAAGUGCAUACCACAAAAGAAGCUCCAAAACACAAAACUGCAAAAGAAAAAUCCAUAGCUGAGAAAACUCUGCAGAACAGAGAAGGAGCUUUAAAAAAUGCAGAUGAUGAAGAUCAAGUGGAAAAAAGUCCAAAGAAGGUCAAACGCAAACUUCAGAAAGACGACAAAGAAACGGAAGAAGAGGCGCAACUGACUAAAAAACAGAAGAUUAAACGAAACAUGGCGCUAGAGAGAAUCAAAGGCAAAAGGACAGUGUUUGUUGGCAACUUGCCCGUCAACUACCAAAAGAAGAAUGUGAAGAAGAUCUUCAAGGAUCUAGGAGUCAUAGAAUCAGUUCGAUUUCGCUCAGUUGUUCAGGAAGACCCAACAAUGUCAAGGCGGCUGGCUACCAUACGACGCCAGGUUGAUCCUAAAAGUCAAAACAUCAAUGCUUAUGUGGUCUUUAAGGAUGAAGAGGGGGCAGCGAAUGCCCUGCAAAGAAAUGGGAUGGAGGUUGAGAAGGACAUCUACAUCAGAGUGGAUCGAGUUGCUAAGAAUACUCAUCCGCAUAAAAGGUCUAUAUUUGUGGGCAAUCUUCCAUAUGACAUCUCGGAGCUUCCUUUGAGGCAGCACUUCAAGGAGUGUGGAGAAGUGGAGGCGGUGCGAUUGAUCAGAGACCGAAAUUCUGGAAUGGGAAAGGGCUUUGGUUAUGUUCUUUUUGAGAGUGCAGAUUCUGUAAUGUUAGCACUGAAGUUGAAUGGAUCUGAGCUGCUCAGUCGGAAGAUCAGAAUCAUGAGGUCGGUGAAGAAGGAGAAGGAAAAGCAGGUCAGUGGGCCAGACAGGAGGAAUGCUAAAAAACUGAAGGGAAAAGGUGAUGAGAAGAGGAAAGGAGCACAACCAGGACACUUCAAAAGCUCCAAAAGUGCACCAGGCCAGAAAGGCAACAGACCAGCAGAAAAGUUUUUCAAGAAAAAUCCUGGUAAGGGCAACAAAACAUCAACGUCCUUCACGGGAGAGAUGACUGAUCCCAAUGUAAAAAAGGGCAAAGGACAGAAGAAAAAAUUUAAACACAAGAAAACGAAGAGAAGUGCCCACAUUUAAAGUUUUAUGUGUUUUGGUUUGGUGGAAUAUAUUUGAGUUAUUGUACUUUAAAACAGUACUUAAGUAUUUUCUAAAUCAAAUGUACAUUUUUGUGACAAUAAAACACAAACAUCUCAAAGACCAGGGGCCUUGUUUCUAAAACACUGCAUUGCGCCCCCCAAAAAAAUCAGAUUUAUAAAACUGUGCAUACGCACACCAGAAUGUGGCUUCCUCUUGCUUAAAUGUAAGCUCUUUUUCACAUCAAUUUUUUAAUUUUUUAAAUAAAUCACAGUUUCUGUGCACGAUGUUGCACACGCCCCCUUCAUAAAUGAAGCCCCAGGAGAUUAUGUGCAUUAAGUUUCUGCAGUAGGGCUGUGCGGUAUAAAGGUAAUAAAUCCUACCAUGGUAUUACAAAACAAUGGUAUUAAACCUUAAUACCAGCCAAGUUUGCCCCAUACAUUCAACUGGUUUUAGUCUAAUUUAAAUAAUUGCAAAAUGAGACUGCCUACACCAAUGCCAAUGUAUCUUCAUACUCCCUAUUAGUUGCCAAACCACCAAACCAUUACCUUUGCUGUAAAUCCAUUAGUUUAAUGUUGUAUUGUUGGUGCAUUUUGACUUUCUUACCUUAAAGAUUUUACUGUAGUUAACUUUUUACCCAUUUAAUUACUAUUUUAAGAGUUUAAGGAUGUAGUGGUCCACGUAUGAAUGGAGAUAAGACAGCUAUUAGGGUAUAAGCUAUAAACGUUAGCAUUGUGGAAACUGAAUACUUAUGAAUGAGUAUCCUCAUGGUAACUAGUCAUGCUUGUCCAUCCUGUUAUGAGCUUUUGGAUUUGAAUCAGCCUGUAUUAAGUAUAUAUGGAAAUUGUGUAACUUGCACAGUUGUCUGUUCAUAUUAAGUGAAAAGAACCCCCAGGAUACUUUGUUUAAAAUGGGUAUUUUUUGUUAAUGUCUUAUCAAACUCAAUCUAAACUGUAAGGUCCAGCCUAUGUGAACCAAACUGUACAUUUUGUGUAAUUUUGCUUUAACAUCUGUCAGUCCUUAAAAACAGCAGAACAUUUUCUAGAAAUUCACCAUAACUUUUAUAUGUUUAUUUGUUUUGAGAUUUAAAAAAAGAAGACUCUCCAUUACAAAUGACCUCAGCAAGGGCAAUACUCAAGCACCUUCAAAAGUACCGCGGCAUCAGACAAAUAAUACAUAAAACGGUCUACAUGUUUUUAAAAACGAAUAGAACAUAGAACACUUCUUUCAGUACAGAACUGGGCGGUGUUACUGCAAAGCUAAAUUCAUGGGUCAUGUGAUAUUGAUAUCACCAGUUAAACAGUGCUCAUUAAAAUUUAGUGUUUACAGUAAUUUUGAGCUGCACUGAAUUAACACUUUUUAACUCAAUGCAACAAAUUAACUUACCAAUGAAUUUAGCUUUGAAGUUCAGCCUCCCUAACCUUUCUUGACCUGCCAUUUCAUACAACAGACUAGAACUCUUGAUGGUAACUGAUUAGCCUAGUGGGUUUCAGUUCCAGGCCUGAGGACUUGCUACACUUAAACACUUACAUUUGUGUUUUUCUUUAAUGGUAAAAAAAGACAGAUAAUUUCCUUCAGAAGUUGAGACAGUGCUUGUGCUCCCCAGGCAUGGGACGGAAAACAACAGGCUCAGGCAAUGUAAACAUUUUGGCAGAGGAAGAUGUGUGAAUGUGCAGCAUUUGCUUGUUGCAUAUUUGCUGAUUUUUUGUCACAUAUGUAACACUCUGUAAUAAAGAAAUCUGAAAAUAUAAA
Astyanax mexicanus (Mexican tetra) is the source of this 3249-nucleotide messenger RNA. It is a transcript of the gene rbm34, whose product is annotated as RNA binding motif protein 34. Lineage: Eukaryota; Metazoa; Chordata; Actinopteri; Characiformes; Acestrorhamphidae. Gene Ontology annotation, molecular function: RNA binding. The record is from RefSeq and is a predicted model, not a curated record. The coding region runs from base 196 to 1500 and encodes 434 amino acids. The transcript has 11 exons.